Messenger RNA from Lachancea meyersii CBS 8951, 2004 nucleotides. Lineage: Eukaryota; Fungi; Ascomycota; Saccharomycetes; Saccharomycetales; Saccharomycetaceae. The record is from the annotation of a GenBank genome assembly.
AUGCCGGAAAAAGCGAGGUUGGGCGAGGCCAUGCAUCAAGGACGGCACAAACGGCUUGCAGGGAUAUUAAUUGGUGUAGUCGUGGGGAUAUCUUUGCUUUUUGUUGCUUGCUACCGCAAAUUCCCAGUGUGGUCGAUGUUUCUGUCUGAAGACAUCACCAGUAACACUUUGGUGGAAAAUGUCUCACAAACCGCUGAUGUAGAACAAUUGGCAGCACUAGGACUCAGUACAGACACCCCAGUCAAGAUAAUACAGCUUUCGGGCGGCAAAUCCAAGACUUUGCGCGGACGGUUCCUGCACAUCACCGACAUUCAUCCAGACCCUUUUUACAAGACUGGUACGUCAGUAGCGCAGAUGUGUCAUAGAGGGAAGCCCGAAGACAAAUCUGACAGGGCCCCUCGUUUCGGAACGGCCAUGAAUGGCUGUGACAGCUCUAUGGACCUUAUGGAAUACACUCUUAAGUGGGUGGAGGAUAAUCUGCGAGACCAGAUCGAUUUCGUGGUGUGGACCGGCGACAACAUCAGACACGACAACGAUCGUCGCAACCCUAGAACCGAGUCUCAGAUUUUUGACCUUAAUGCCCAGAUGGCCCAAAGAUUCGAAAAGAUAUUUCGCAACCCAGAUAACAUAGACCCAAGAGAUUUUGACGUGGAAGUCAUCCCCAGUCUUGGCAACAACGACGUUUUCCCUCACAACUUAUUUUCUCUGGGGCCAACACUACAAACUCGUGAGCUUACCAACAUGUGGUCGAACUUUGUACCGCAAGAACAACAACGGGCGUUUGCCCGUGGCACGUCUUAUUUUGUCGAAGUGAUUCCUGGGAAAUUGGCAGUGCUAUCGAUAGAAACAUUAUACCUUUACAAGGCCAAUCCGCUUGUUGAUACGUGCAACUCCAAAAAAGAGCCAGGGUAUCAGCUGCUGCUAUGGCUCGGCUAUGUGCUUGAAGAGUUGCGUAGCAGAAACAUGAAGGUGUGGCUAACGGGACACGUCCCACCUCUGCCGAAAAAUUACGAUGGCAAUUGUUUCCACAAAUACACGCUUUGGACUAAUGAAUAUCGCGACAUUAUAAUAGGCGGACUAUAUGGGCACAUGAAUAUCGACCAUUUCAUACCUUUGGACGCCAAGAAGUCGUGGAAGGCCAUUGAGAAAUCCAACAGUAAAGCAUUCAACGAGAAGAAGAAUGGAGAAUUUGGUGACGACGAUGAUUCAGAUGACGUACUGGAUAGUGCGGUGGAAGCAAGCGAUGCCAGAAUAAUGGGUGCCAAGCCUGUAAAUAAGGUCGCAUACAUCGAAAAGGUGCGUGAGACAUACUACAACAAGAUAGCUUCCAAGGCCAGCUCGUUCGCGAGUAGAAGAAGCAGAAAGAAGCACAAGAACAAGAACAAAAACGACAAGAACAAUAAAAAGCCAACACAUUACAAGGGCAAGGUCGACCGCUACAGUAUCGUCACCGUUGCUGGCUCUGUGAUUCCAACCUUCAAUCCUGCGUUCCGGGUUUGGGAAUACAACAUCAGUGGGCUAGAGUCAAGCUGUUCCACCAAUGCGAUGCACACGCAAGAGUGGGGGACGUUUUUCGACAAUUUGGAAACAAAAAUCGAACAAGAUUUAAUGGAAGAAGAGAAUACUUUUGGCUGGGCAGGUGCUCUGUGGCGUAGUGGCAAGAUCGACAAGACAAUUCCGUCGCGAAUGCCGACAGACUUGCCUCUGGGGCCUGCAUACACGCCACAGUUGUUCACACCAACGCGAUUUGUUCAGUAUUACGCGGAUCUGAAGGACAUUGAGCGGAAAUACAGUCAGGCGCUUGAUGACGGCCUCAACGAAGAGGAGGCCGCGGCCAAGGCGUUUGCUUACCAAGUCGAAUACAGCUCAGACGAUGCACCAUACCCGAUGAAAUCACUAUUGACCAAAGACUACAUUGACUUGGCGGUGGAACUCGCGUACAACGAAACGCUAUGGACCAAAUUCACUGAGCGAGCCUUUUUGUCUUCGGGAUAUGACGACUAG